AUGCCUGGCCCUCCAACCACACAAAGGGCGGCCAACGAUGAACCCUCUCAACGCAAUGGAUCUAGGGACAUCGCUGCCAGUACCGAAAAGCCCCAGUUCUCUAGUCUGUUCGAGCAGAGAAUGUACCAAACUGUCGUCGAUGAACUCAGGAGCCUUACAGCCAUUGUGAGGGAACUCGCCAGUAGACUUCCCGCACCUAUAGAGGUCGACGCAGAUGAGUACCUUGAUAUACGAUUUUUGCUCAGAACGCCCUCGGAUGAGGAGUUGGUGGCCAGACUUGGAGUAGAAGGUAUUCUGGAUGCUCUUCGCGCACUCCGUGGGCCCUAUCUGCAAAUCAAAAGCAUCCGAUUCAUACCCAAGCCUAGCCCUCCGGCCUCCGGCUCCGAGGGUCCAAUGAUGUCCGAUCGCUGCGCAUCGCUAUUGAUUAUUGUCGAGACUUACCAGGCCGAGUAUGAGAUUCGGAAUAGCUCUUCACAAAUCAAGGAAGCCGUCCCGUUCUCACCCAAUUGUGUUAUGCUUCCGCGCAAGUAUCAAGUCCUUAUCCCGGACUUCGACAAGGACUGGGACAGGGGGACGUUCCCUGACUGGACAGCGUUUUUCAAGCAUUACACUCGCCAAGACGACAUUCAGGUCAGGGUUACCUUCCAGAGAUUCCUCAUAGAGACCACUUCCCUCGAGACCGCCCUGCUCAUUUGCCGAACGUCUAUCAAGGUCGGACACACGACGUUCAAAGCCAUACCAUUUGCGCAACAAGGCACCCCGAUGUUCUGUUUCAAAUGCAGCACGCCUGGUCACUUCAAGGAAGUCUGCGGAUACGGCCAAUUUCGAUGUGGACGUUGCUCAGGACAACACAGCACUGCCAGUUGUCAGUCAGGUGACAUGGUCCGGUGCUGCAAUUAUAUGGGGCCCCAUGCAGCUUGGGAUCAUCGCUGCACAGACCCAAGAGCGAAGAGAGAGCACUCCAAGGCCAGCUACCAUCGCAAAGUUGGCCCUUUCUGGGCGCGCUGGGUGAACCCCGUGGACCCAUCCUCCGCUUCGAAAAAACAGGCCAAUCCAGUGGCCAAUACCAGCGAGGAAGAGCCUCAGAAACGCCAAAGAUUAUCGGAAACUACUCUCACGAGCACAACUUCUUCCACGGCAAACACCUCGAACCCAGCCAUCACUCCCGGCCCAGUUAGCAAGUCCUCGAGCAAGGCCCCCGCACCGAACACCCCUUCUUCAAGCACCGCGAAAAAACAGACGGCCCCCAAGAGAAAACCAGGCAGGCCUCCUAAGUCCGCCAAAACAUGUAAAGAUCCACGGCAAACCUCGAUCAUGCAGUAUCAUCCCCCAGUCACAGUCUCAGCUUCCACCGCCACUGCAAGCAAGCAGGCUGCAAACGAACCACACUCUGGCACGCCUGACACAUUGGGAGACACUGUUAUGGUGGAUACAAAAUCCGACGAUUCGCCAGAGGGGGACAUGAGUAGGAUGGACACAGAUGCUGCUGCUUCGCAUGAGAGCAUCGUGGCUCAAGGUCAUGAUGGAAAUGGUGGUCACAUUGCAGGAUCCCAGCCCACCACCGAGAUAGACAUGGAUAUGUCUGACUACACAAUGACCGAUUCCCAGGGGAGUGCUGAAUCCCAAGUUCCAGUUUCAGGGUCGGGUUCUGAUACAAUCAACCCUGAGAAGAAGAAGAAGAAGAGCCGGUGGGGCCAGAGAAAGAAGACUGGCAAGACGGCUGCUUUAGCAAGGGACGAAACCCAGGAACGGGCAGAAGGUAGUGAGGGUACCAAGCCUCAGGAGAAGAGCACUUCUGAGGCGAAAGUGCUCAAGGAUCAAUCCCAAUGUUCCGGGAACAACAAAAACAACAACAACAACAACAACAACAACAACAACACGAAGAAGAAGGCGAAGGAGGGAAAGAUGAAGAAUAAGAAUGACGCGAAACGACAAGGUGGGGGGGCUGCUACCUCUCAGGGGAACAACACAGGAUGUAACGGCAAACUUGGCAACGCAGCGAAGGAGGUCGCUCAAGGAAAUUUGACUCCCAGCAGCAAGACAGGGCAAGGCAAGGGCAAGGGCAAGGGCAAGGGCAAGGGCAAAGGCAAAGGCAAGGCUCGUAACGGGGCCAAAAGCCCGGAGAAGGAUUUUGAUAUGGACAUUGAUACAACGACGGACUAG
This is a messenger RNA of Fusarium vanettenii 77-13-4, 2163 nucleotides long. RefSeq lists its product as uncharacterized. NCBI's taxonomy places the organism in Eukaryota, Fungi, Ascomycota, Sordariomycetes, Hypocreales, Nectriaceae. The record is from RefSeq and is a predicted model, not a curated record. The transcript is spliced from 2 exons. The coding region runs from base 1 to 2163 and encodes 720 amino acids.